Molecule: messenger RNA, 2331 nt
Organism: Coregonus clupeaformis (lake whitefish)
Lineage: Eukaryota; Metazoa; Chordata; Actinopteri; Salmoniformes; Salmonidae
Product: intraflagellar transport protein 88 homolog
Exons: 14
Coding region: 171-725 (184 amino acids)
Biological process (GO): intraciliary transport; inner ear receptor cell stereocilium organization; non-motile cilium assembly
Cellular component (GO): non-motile cilium; ciliary base; centriole
Molecular function (GO): kinesin binding
Source: RefSeq, a predicted model, not a curated record
GUUUACUAGAAAUGACAACAAAAUUCCAGCUCCUCCAAGAAUAUGCUAUUUGCAAUCAAUAUAUUGUUCUCUCCUUUCAAUAUAUAUUGUUUUAUCUAGUUAGCGAAGAAAGUAUCUAGAAGCCUUUUCCAUUUCAUAGAAGUCUUGACCAUUCGCAGAGGAGAUGGAGCAUGUGCAUCUUGCUGGUGACGAAGAAGAUGACCUGUACUCGGGCAACAACGGAUACACUCAAACAUUUGAUUCAGAGGAGCAUGAAAAUGAUGCUGGUUUUCAGUAAGCAGUCAGGCAAGCUCAUGACUGCCCAGUUUCCUGGCAUUGACAUUGGAGGACGGGCUUUGGGAACCUCUUUUGGAUCAAGGAUGCAAAUGGACUCAUCUAUGGGCAGACCCAUGACUGGAGCAGUACAGAGACAGAGAGAGGAUGAAGAAGGCUUUUCAGAAGCUCAUCUGUGUCUUCUAGGGAUCGACGAGGAGGACAAGUACAUCCCACCCAACGAUGACACCCAUGCCAACCUGGUGAUUGAAGCCAUCAAGAACGACAAGUUUCACCAGAUGGAGAGAGAACGGAAAGCCCUGGCUGAGAAAUUAAUCAUGACAUCAGCCAAGCUCAUCUCCCCGACCAUCGCUGCUGGAUUUGACUGGUGUGUGGACAUGGUGAAGAGUUCCCAGUACAUAGAACUGGCCAACGACCUAGAGAUCACCAAAGCCAUCACCUACCUGAGAUAGAGGGACUUCAACCAGCUCGAGGCUGUGGAGACUCUGAAGACAUUUGAGAAGAAAGAUAGCAGAGUGAAGAGUGCUGCAGCCACUAAGCUCUCCUUCCUCUACUUCUUGGUCUGACCUAUAAGCGUCUGGGGCGUCUGGAGGAGUCUCUAGACUGUUUCCUGAAGCUCCAAGCCAUCCUGAGGAACAGCGCCCAGUCCUUCAGAUAUUUCCCCUCCAACAUGGACAUUAUUGAGUGGCUGGGGGCCUACUACAUUGACACUCAGUUCUGUGAGAAGGCCAUCCAGUACUUUGAGAGAGCCACACUAAUCCAGCCUGCAUUUCCUGGUGAGGCUGUGCACAGACAUGGGGCUGAAAUAGGUCCAGGACUACGCCACCAUACUGAAGAAGGUGGAGAAUAUGAAGACUUACUGGAUUAACUACACUCUUGCCUAAGGCUACUGACAGUGACACCACCAUUUGAGGCCACUGGAGACUUUGGCUUCACUGUGUCUUUCCUAUGGAAAACAGACAGAGAAUACGGACAUCUCACUGAAUCAGAACCAUCUGCUCCUAAAUCAGCACUGAGAUGUUCUUGGAUCAGAAUUGUCCUUCUAAGGAGCUAAUCUCUCAUUCCUGCUCUGUUGUUAACUGGCCCAGGUUUUGCUGACAUGAUCAACUCCAGUGUCUGUGGCUGUUUUUGCUCUCUGCAAGUCUCUUUGUUUUCACUAUAGAAACCAACAAACAGUUGGAUAAAUCAGAGAGUGUCUGUGUUGUUGUAUUGGUUGAUGGUGGAUUUGAACAGAGACAUCACUCUCUCUACACUAGCGGGUUUAGUCGCCAAGGGAGGGCAGUGCUAGAGGGGCCCGGAGAGAGGGCAGCGCCAGCAGUGGUGAUUGACCCGGCUGCAACAGGAACCUGAAAACCUCCAUAUGUCUACACACAUCUCCAACCCUGAUUAGUUAUAUUUGGAUAGUAAUCCCUCACAAAAAUUAAGUUUACCAAUUAUAUAUUUUCUCUUCACUGCUGUCUUGAAAGUGGGCACCCUGAACCCUGUCCGCACCCCGCCUAAGAAGGUCAUUGGUACGAAUAGACAUUAGAUAGUAAUAGAAAAAGAGCUGUUUCAGACUUUCAGUAUGACAUGAUGUUUAUCUGUCUAAUCCCACUGGAGCUCAUCCUAACCCCAUACAUUUCCAUUACAUCUCUGACCUGGAGUUUCUCUUCUGAUAGUAACCCUUUCCUACUUAUUAAAUUCAAUUAAUAUUUUAUAAUCACUCUUUGCCCCACUGCUGUCCCUGGAUUUAUUUAGACAGUGGGUACUUCUGACAAGGUCCGCACCCCGCCUAAGAAGGCCAUCGGUGCAAGCCUUCUUUGUGUAGAUGUAGAGUUUAUGCAGUAUGUGCCCCUUUCCAAUACUUUUAAUCCAGCUGUUACAAUUGCUAUGUCACUUUUCUGUACUAAUUAGAAAAAGUUAAACACAUUGCUAUUCUGGCUUGACCAUGUGAAAACAAUUAUUACUCUGAAACCGUCAUUGUCAUUGGCACAUAAAGGGUGAAAUGCGUUUGCUUGGCUACAUACAGUGCAUUCGGAAAGUAUUCAGACCCAUGGACCUUUUUCACAUUUUGUUAUG